This is a messenger RNA of Sporothrix schenckii 1099-18, 660 nucleotides long. RefSeq lists its product as uncharacterized. Lineage: Eukaryota; Fungi; Ascomycota; Sordariomycetes; Ophiostomatales; Ophiostomataceae. The coding region runs from base 1 to 660 and encodes 219 amino acids. The record is from RefSeq and is a predicted model, not a curated record. The transcript has 3 exons.
AUGCUGUCACAGGGAACCUCGAUUGUUGCGGCAGCGGCGCUGCUGUCGUUCGCCGGCCUUGCUCGCGGUGCCGGAUCCACGGCCAUUAGUUCGGUUCUGGUCUGCACCGACAACAUCUAUGCCGACGGCUUCAUCUACCGCAACACGACGGGCGACGGCACCACAUCCACGAGCCUUGACUCGUUCGCCGCCAAGGACUCGUUCCCCCUGUACUUGUCGGUGACCAGCCACUCGGGCGCGCCACUGGACCCCAUCCAGCCGGCACGCAAGAACGGCUUCCACGACUACACGUCGCUCGACCAGAACCUGUACAUCAACGUGACGGCGGGUGCGUUUGCCCCUGUUGGGUUUGUCGACGGCGGUAACGCGUCGCUGGGCACCGGGGAGACGACGUGGGGCUUUUAUGCGGCGUACGGGUUUGUCAUGUGGUACAACUUGCCGUCGUCCUCGUCGGCGGUCGUACCAUCGUCGACGCCCGUCCACAUCCAGGGCUUCCAGUGGGUGCCGGUCAAAGGCUACACAAACGUGACGCAGCUGUAUUGGAACCAGACGCAGUACGAUGAGGCGGCCGCGGAGGGAGCACGGUCGACCAUCUCGGCAGCCGGCGCAUCGUUUGGUCUGUGCUCGAGCGACGUCGAGGCCAGCGUCAAGGCGGAGUAG